This is a messenger RNA of Aspergillus welwitschiae, 687 nucleotides long. RefSeq lists its product as uncharacterized. Lineage: Eukaryota; Fungi; Ascomycota; Eurotiomycetes; Eurotiales; Aspergillaceae. The transcript has a single exon. The coding region runs from base 461 to 667 and encodes 68 amino acids. The record is from RefSeq and is a predicted model, not a curated record.
CCGCUCGGACCAACUUCCAUGCAUCUAGCAUCUCUGCAUCCGUCAGUCAACGCUGCACCAGCUUCGGCAACCAUUGAGACAGUCGCCCCCGAAAAUAGCCAUGAGUAAUGGGUCAUCUUAAUGUCAAGCAUGAGAGAUACCAUCAUAUGCCAUGAGUGUCAACUGAACGCCGCUGGGCGGACGAACCUGCCACGAUAAACUCUGUAUGCGUCUGCGACGAACGCUUUUUAACUGGUUUGCCUUUCGAUUUAAAAGGGCUGCCAACGCUUUCGGUCACGCGUUCCCUCAUAAUUCUUUUCUUUCCACACGCUCUGAUUUCAUAAUCGAAGCAUACGGGACUAUGUGUCUGGAUACUUUAUCUUCUUCGUCUAUCUUUACUUUUACUUCAUGUGAAUGACUCUUAUACCACUUGUUACUUUUCUAUUUGCCUUGAUACCUCCUGCUUUCCUUUCUCACCACUAUGCACAAACAAACAUGUAAAUUAACCGUCUCUGAGCCUGGCCUUUCUCUUGACUUUCUUCUGCGGGACACUUACAGACAAUUGAUACUAGGUGAAGAAAGGCACGAAGUCGGCAGGACACUGAGCUAUUCACUGUUUUGGGCGCUUUCAAGUCUUGCGAUUAAUGAUGUGCUCAAUAUGGGGUAUACAUUGCUACAUAGUGUUUAGACCAUCAAUCAAGAAUAAAU